Messenger RNA from Suricata suricatta (meerkat), 3456 nucleotides. RefSeq names its product ST8 alpha-N-acetyl-neuraminide alpha-2,8-sialyltransferase 6 (gene ST8SIA6). Bases 1 to 1356 code for a protein of 451 amino acids. Lineage: Eukaryota; Metazoa; Chordata; Mammalia; Carnivora; Herpestidae. Gene Ontology annotation, molecular function: alpha-N-acetylneuraminate alpha-2,8-sialyltransferase activity. The record is from RefSeq and is a predicted model, not a curated record. Gene Ontology annotation, biological process: oligosaccharide metabolic process; N-glycan processing. The transcript has 9 exons.
AUGCCUGGGUCACAGGCCCGGAACUCAGCUGCCAGAGGGUCAGGAGCUUCCACUGUUGCUGUCAAGAAGUUUGCCAACCCCGAAAGACUGCCCGGCCCCCGGAAAUCCACUCUCUGCGCCUCCGAAUCUGCCGUGCAGCAAGGGGAGGUUACGCCUUCCCUUGGGUACCAGGAUCUACCCAACGAAACCAAGUCCUUGGCCACCUUUGCGCGGGGCGAUCCAGCCGAGCGGCUCCCCAGUUCUGAAAGUUUGGAAGCGGGCCCCUUCUUCUCUCCUUCCGCACCCCUCCGGGCCCUCGCGCUGCACCGCAGGGACGCGGAACGAGCUGGGGCGUGCUCGGGUGAGCUGCGUGGGCUCUUGGUGGAGGAGAGCAGGGGCGCCACCCGCGGCACCCCCGCCGCGCUGAGGACGCUCCGGAGCCCGGCGACCCAGCUGCCGCGCCCCACGAACAGCACAUAUCUGAAUGAGAAGUUACUCCAGCUCACAGAAACAUGCAGAAGUCUGCAGGAUGGCUUUGUGGCUCUGUCUAGCAAAGUAAAAAGGUAUUUAGAGAGUGACUAUCUUCAGAUUAUCAGAAAUAUACAGAGCUGCCCAUGGAAACGACAAGAAGAAGAAUAUGAGAAUUUUAGAGCAAAACUUGCUUCCUGUUGCGAUGCUGCCCAAAACUUCAUUGUUUCUCAGAAUAACACUCCAGCUGGGACCAACAUGAGUUACGAGGUGGAAAGCAAAAACGAAAUCCUAAUUAGAGAGAACAUUUUUAAUAUGUUUCCAGUGUCUCAGCCUUUUCUGGACUACCCUUACAGUCAGUGUGCCGUGGUCGGAAAUGGGGGAAUCCUGAAUAAGUCUCUUUGUGGAGCCGAAAUAGACAAAUCCGACUUCGUGUUUAGGUAUGGGAACUUAAAGAAAAAGAAAGAAAUAUUUCUGGAGGACAUCGCAACCUACGGAGAUGCAUUCCUCCUUCUGCCGGCGUUUUCUUUCAGGGCCAACACCAUCGCCUCUUUUAAAGUGUAUAACACACUCAAAGAGUCUAACGCAAGACAGAAGGUGAUAUUUUUCCAUCCCAAGUACCUGAGAAACCUCGCCGUCUUCUGGAGAACUGAAGGCGUGACAGAGUUCCGCCUGUCCUCAGGCUUGAUGAUCACAAGCGUGGCGGUGGAACUGUGUGAGCACGUGACGCUGUACGGGUUCUGGCCCUUCUCCAGAACGGUGAAGGACACGCCCGUCAGCCAUCACUACUAUGACAACAACCUGCCUAAGCGCGGCUUCCACGAGAUGCCCAAGGAAUACAGACAGAUUCUCCGACUUCACUUGAAAGGAAUCCUCAAAUUACAGUUUAGCAAAUGUGAAAGAGCCUGAGGUAGGGUCCUAAGGUGGAACGGUUCUCGUAUCACGCGGUCGGUGAGUAACAGUAGAAGCGGCGGUUGUCAGGCAGAAGAGGAAGAGCCCCGAACCCCUGUUUGGUCAGAGCUCCCUGCUCAGCUUGCAUCCUUAGCUGCUCAUGCACCUGUUCCCAUCUUCAGUUUCCCUCCCGGUAAAACGGGACCGUGAUUUGUAACUUGCUUCAGGCAAACGCGAUAAUCUAUGAAAACUCUUGGCAAAGGAUUCUGCGUGAUGAGGUGGGCACUCCAUGAACGUUUCCUUGUUGGUAUUUUUAGUAGCCGUUUCCACGCUCACCAGACUGAUCGUACGGGGGAAUGCUGUUUUGAGGACCCUUCCUGGGGAGGAGAGCUGAAAUGCCAGCCUUCACUGGGGUUCGAUCUCCAGCAGGCCUCUCUCUUAUGGUGAUAGCCUUCUGUCCUUCUUCCGGUCCCAAAGAGUGCCUAGAAGGACUUAGAGCAGACCCUUGUUUCUUCAGGAAUGAAGUCCUUCUCUUCGGGUGACCACAGGCCUGCUUCUGAUUACCUUCACUUGUGUCGUUAGCCACAAGGACGUUGGUUGGAUUUAGGCCAGUGUUUUUCCUCCUUUGUCCACAUUUUUAAAUCACUCUUUAUAAUUUUUGUUAACAUCCUGACUUUACUCCUAAGCCUUUCCCCCUUCCACUGCCAGAAUCUAUUUCAAGAGCAUGAGGAGUUACAAUACGCCAUUUUUCUUACCUAUGGUCUUAUCUGUGGGGUCGCACAUUCCAUUUAGUUUUCUUUUUUAAAACUUAUCAAACAGCUACUUCAUGCCAGACUCUGUGAAGGCUGUGUCCUUAAGAAGGACAUAAAGGCCAGGUCCUUCAGGAGGAAAAGGACAUGCAUCUGACCAACUGUAAUACGGUAUGAGAAAUGUGAUUACGAUAACUGUGGGUAGUACUGUGAAAACGGAGGUGGGAAUAAUUAAAUCUGUUUCAGUGGAAUCUGUUUCAAAGAAGACGUAAUUUCUGAGUGAAGCCUAGAAAAUGAGUAAGGUUUUAACAAAUGAAGGAGAUUCUAGGUAGAGGGAAUAUGAUGGGGAAAAAAGGCAUCUAGUUGACUCUGAUUCACCAAAAUCAGGCUAUUUGAAGGUAAAUCAAGGCCUUUGUUCCAAAAACUGUCACUUGAAGGGAGUUAUAGUGCAUGGGCGUGAUAGCUUGGGCCCACCUCUGUGAAAUGGGGAUAAUAGUGACCUGAUGGAUUUUAUUGGAAAGCUGUAAGGAUUAAAAUACACAAAAACUUAAUUCUCAUAAGGAAACGUGUGUAUUUACAUGAGAAAUAAGACUAAUAAUUUAAACAUCAAACAAAGCUUCAGUGGUAUUGACUAUUACCAUUUUUAUAGCAGUCCCUUGCAUUAUGAUGAUACCUGGUAACAUAGGUCAUCCCUGGAUCGGAUGAAUAACUUACUUGACUUAACUAAGUAGCUGUGUUUAUAUUUUCCGAUUGUCUUUGUACCCUUACAAGGAGGGCAGAAACGGGAGUGGAGCAGACUGGCCAGCCUGCUGAAUUAAUUACAAAUACAAUUCUGAAUUCUUACCUUAGCCAGAUCGCUGUUUUCCGAAAGCGUCACUUUUAAGAACACUAUGCUGUCACUUGCUUAUUUUGGUAAAGUACCUCUUUCAUUUCAUUGUAGUUGACAUUUUUUAUGCCAUUCUCUGUUCACAUUUUAUUUGUUCUUCCGUAGCAGAUGAAACCUUUCAGCUCCAUAAAUUGGUUAGAAGUUCACAUAUAGUUUCCGAAAGGAACAUGCUUUUAGUUACAUGAAGUCUAAUUUAUUUAUCUUUCUUUUUGUGGUGAUGAACGAGUGGCUAUUUUCUACUGCUUCUAAUGAAUUUAAUUUGUUGUAAAAAUCUGCUCGCAAUGUUAGCAAUGUCUAUCAUGUUACUAACAAUGGAUUAUUAAAAAAUAGAACACUCUAAUAUUUUAUAGUCGGUAAAGUGUUUGCCUCAAAAUGUUUUCUGGGGGUGUAGAAACUUAAACUUUUCUUGUUGUUGAUACUGGAGCUCUAACAUUAAUGAGCCAAAGUAAUAGGAAAUACUGAAAUAAAUCAUUAAAUAUACAA